CUGUCAGAAAAGCUUGUUGCUUUUCUGUGCUUAGCGCAAAGUAAUACUAAGGGAGUGAAUUUUUACUGUUUCUGAAAAAUGUAUUUCAUUAUUUUUAAGUGAAGUUAAUUAGCGUCGAUCACUGUUCCAUUUAAAUAUUCCAGCUUCACUUGAAGCGCUGUUUAUGGCAGUUCUGAGGAGCCGGAUUCGGAGUUGGCGGCUGCCUGUGUAUGACUAGGACUCUGGGCAGGUAGUGAUGAGAUCCAGGACUGAAAGUGCCUUGUCAUCCGCUGUCCUGGGUGUCCAGCCCACAUGUGCAGAGCCUGAGCACCCAGCCCGGCUGGCAGCCAUAGCCGUAUAGAGAGCGCCACCCUCGACUUCUCCAGAUCUCCAGCUCCAGGGGUCGCUGACACUCGCUUGGAGAGAGUGGCUCGAAACCUCGGGUGACACGCCUACGUCUGCCGGUCACACGUAGGCCACCUGUCAUUCCCUUGCGUGCACGCAGUCAAGCCUGCCCUUUGGUCUUGCCAGGGCACUGCACUGCUCACGGACGAGCAGGAGCGGCUAGCUGCCUUUACUGACGCUUUCUCGCUCGCCGCCAGAGUUCAACGCUUUUCCUAAAGUUUCAAAGCCUUCCCUGGAGGAGCCAUCCUCUCUGGUAGCCUCGCCUCUUGCUGCCUUCGACAUGGCGUUAAACAUCGCGUCUAUACGAGAUACAAAAUGGCUGACACUGGAAGUGUGCCGCCAGUUCCAGAGGGGCACUUGUUCUCGGACUGACGAGGAAUGCAAAUUCGCACACCCACCCAAGAGCUGCCAGGUGGAGAAUGGUAGAGUCAUCGCCUGCUUUGACUCCCUGAAGGGCCGAUGCACGCGAGAGAAUUGCAAGUACUUGCACCCUCCGGCACACCUGAAGACGCAGCUGGAAAUAAACGGCCGCAACAACCUCAUCCAGCAGAAGACGGCGGCAGCCAUGCUGGCCCAGCAGAUGCAGUUUGUGAUCCCGGGCACGGCCAUGCCGCCAGUACCGACGUUUCCUGUAAGCCCAGGUUUGGGAAGCAGCCCGGGGAUCAGCUACACUCCGUACCUGGCACCUGUGACCCAUGGAAUGGGCCUCGUCCCCACGGAGAUGCUCCCCAGCGCACCCGUCAUCAUGCCGGGAAGCCCGCCAGUCUCGGUGCAGAGCUCCUCCUCCUCCCAGAAGCUGCUGAGGACCGAUAAACUAGAGGUGUGCCGCGAGUUCCAGCGGGGCAACUGUGCACGGGGUGAGACGGACUGCCGCUUCGCCCACCCCAGUGAGAGCCCCAUGAUCGACACGAGCGACAACACCGUCACCGUCUGCAUGGACUACAUCAAGAGCCGCUGCUCCCGCGAGAAGUGCAAGUACUUCCACCCUCCGCCACACCUGCAGGCCAAGAUCAAGGCCGCGCAGCACCAGGCCAGUCAGAGCGCUGUCGCAGCGCAGACGGCCACCGCAGCCAUGACUCAGUCGACUGCCAAAGCAAUGAAGCGACCCCUCGAGGCAACUGUAGAUCUGGCCUUCCCGCAUGGAAUGCUGCAGCCCCUGCCCAAGCGCGCAGCCCUGGAGAAGACCAACGGCACCGCCGCACUCUUCAGUCCCGGAGUUCUGCAUUACCAGCAGGCCCUGGCCAGCGCACAGCUACAGCCGCCCGCCGCCUUCUUCCCCACAGGGUCUCUCUUGUGCAUGACUCCUGCUACCAGCAUUGUACCCAUGAUGUACAGUGCUACGCCUGCUACUGUCUCUGCAGCAACAACUCCUGCCACAAGUGUCCCCUACGCAGCAACAGCACCAGCCAAUCAGAUUAUCCUGAAGUAAACUACAAGAAGGCGAGGGAGUGUCAAGACGCUGCACUCAGAAGGUCAAAACAGCCCUUCUAUAAAUACUACCUGCCCAUCUCCUUAGAGCUACAGCAAACUGCAUGCUAACAGUACGAGUAAUUAAGGAUGAGUGCUGCUGUAAACUAUACAAGCGGUGUGUAUGUGAUGCCAGGAAAAUACAGACACAAUCAGAAGAGAGUAUUGUACAUAGUUAUAUAUAUAGAUGAAGCUGGAGAUCUCAUUUUAAUAAUUGUUUGCAGAUGUUCUCCAAGUAAUGUAGGUUUAUCUCCUUCUCUGAUUUAUUAUUAUGAUUAUUUUUGUUAAGCUCUGCACAGACUUCACCCUGUAGGAAAAUACUUCUGAUUUGCACUGAAAAGAGAAAAUAUUAAUCAUUUUAAAGUGCUUGAUUGUUUUAAAUGGGUUAUAGAAAAAGUCCCAAGAAUGUGUCAGUGGGGGCAGGUUUUUCCCUGGUUACUGGAGCACCGGUGCACCUGUACUGACCUUUUAUUUUUAAAGUGAAAAAAAUAUAUAUGAAGUCUCCUUCAAUGUAAAUGAUAUAUCCAUAUAGAGUACAUAAUAUGAAUAUGUGUAAAAGUUAUAUAAAAAACUGUUUUUUGGAUUGUUGGCCAUCAGGGAGCAUCCUGUGGUCUCCAGCAUUGUGCCAAAGGCAUACAUAGCGGAGUGAGCAGGCCGACACGACCCAGCCAGGUCACCUGUGAUUUGAUAGGAUGUGACCGAAGCCCCAAACUAGCAGAGAGCGUGUGGGGGGCCUGGUUCUGACCAAUUCACCCGACUCUGCUGAGCCGGCCACAGUGACAGUCAGGGUGCAAAGUGAGGUGGUGGGUGACUGACACACAACUCCAUGCUUAUCAGACGUGUGAGGCAGUUCUCGUGGAAUGAUCUGCAUUUGCUUUGGAGAAGAGCACCCCCUGGUGGCUGCCAGCCCCUGCUGCACUCUCUUUGAUAAACAUUCUGUUCUGUUCUGUUCUGUUCUGAGAAAACCGCAGAAGUGCCUAAGUCUUUUAAAUGAAACAGCAUCUUGAGGAGAGCGUGUCCGGAAUGCAUACCAUUUUAGCUGACCUGCCCAAAUUGCUUGAUUACGUUGGGGAAAGAAGAAAAGCACUAUAUAUGAUAUAUAUAUAUGUCAUGUUCUUUUGUUUCGGUUCUCAUCAUUGGACUACACUGUUUGGCUGUUUCUCAGACACAUUAUGAGCAAAGCCUCACAGCUCACAGCUAUUAAAGCUACUGCAGGUAGUUUACAUGGGAAACUGAUUACUGCGAUACAGGAAAUGUGCUGUUAUAUGUUAAGUAGUUGUACGAUGAUUGUCUCAAAUUCAUCACUGAGACAAAUAGUUCAGGCGAGUGUUUAUUUUGUGUGGUGGCCAUAAUGGAGUUUAUUAACAUUUAUUUUGUCCUUUAUUAUGAUUUUUUACAAUAACACUUACAAUAACAUUGUGUAGUUGAAACAUCAUACUAUUACUUAAUAUGUUUUAUAUAUUUUUUUUAAUACAGCAUUUUAUUACCUUUUUUCAGUGUUGUAAAAAACCUAGUUAUAAUCAUGACAUUUUCAUGAUGUUUGAUUAACAGACAAUCCAUUCGUUAAGCAUGAAUUACUGUUCGUGUUUUUUUUAAUUAUUGCUAUUAAAGUUUUCAUUCAUUAUGAUUUUUAUUUUCUUCACAAAAGUUACAGUUUUAAUGUAAUUUUUGAUGUGGAAAGUGAUUAAAUAUAUUUGUCAUUACAAUUUAGUUUUUGUUAAAUAUUAGUAAACGACAAUGCUGUAACCUGUUAUAUUUGAAAAUGAAUGUAAUUUAUUCAGCUGUACUUCAUGUGAUUGGGGGGUUGUCCACAUGUACAGUCCCUUCAGGUCAGCCAAUGAAAAUCUUUCUAACAGGCGGAAUCUGAGAGCUACAAAUAACAAGCUUUGUCUCAUCACUGCUUUCUCAUCAAGACGCAACCCAUUUCAGUUUGAGAAAUGCUUUAAAAUUUGCUUGUAUUAAUGGUAGAGCCUUUAUUGUACUGGUAAAAUUUUAUCCAAAAAGAAAGAUUACCUGUACUUCUUCAUAUAGUACACGUGUAUUUGCUACCAAUAUCUCAUUGUUGCUAUGUCAGCCUAGUUAUGACUGAAAUUACAUUUUGUGUAAAUUCUGUUUUUUGUUAACUAGAUUUCUUUGUAUUGUAUUACUCUAGAUUGUGAAUCAAAUAUUGCGACAUUUUUUGUUUCAUUGUCAGUGUCGCACCGUAAUAUUUUUCGCUAGCAGUUAAUCACCUAUGUAUUGAUGUAAAUGUCUUAAAAGUUUAAGAAUGAAUGUUUACCAAUUAAAUAUAGAGUUCAAUUUUAACUUAAAAUCAGUUUGUUUAACGAAUGAGAAUAGUUGAGCAAACAAGUACUCAUCCCCUUGCAAUGCACUGUUAAUCUGUCUAACAUCUAGAAUUCUACAGACUUGCAUAAGCUAGAAUACCUAGAAAAGGUGCUCUUGAUUGUGUCGGCAGUUUUAGGUUUGCACUUUGUUCCCAUAAAUGUAAAAAAUAAACACCUCAUUGCAUAUUGCAUGGGUUAUGGCAAAGUUCAUUUUCACCAAGCAAUGCUAAUGUACAAACGCCUGUUAUUUUCAGUCGGUUCGGAAAUACUCAGUUUAGAUCCACAAUGCCUCCAUUUCACACCAAAACAAAGACUGUGUUAUUUGAAUCGAGUCAGCGUUUGUGGACAUUUGAAAGACAAUGAUUCUGUAAGGGAGACUUGCUAUGACGAUGCUUCAGUUUGAGCGAACAGCUUAGAUAUAGCUGCAACACAGCUAACAGAGAAGCGAUCCCCAAGCAGACAGCAGAAGGCAGACUCACUUUAACGGUUAUAACUUUGCCUUACUUUUCGCAUCUUUGUAUGUGUUCAUAAAAUUUAAAAGUUUGUAUAUAAUCUUACUAAUAUGACUUUGGGUUUUUUUCAAACUUUUUUCCAUUACGCUGUCAUUUAUAUUGCAGCCAUUUGCAUACACUAUGACCUCUGGCAUGGAAACAGGAUGUCCUUGCAUCUUUUGCUUGGAAUGCCCUGCGAAUAAAAGCCUGUGUUAUGUGUGCCACAGAGAACCCUAGUAUACAUUACUGUGGGUACCACGUCUGAACUGCUGUAGCAACAUAUUCCGUCUGUAACACAGUAGUCCAUCCAGUUUGCAAAAAUAAUACAAUAAAGAUCCCCCUAUUGGAUUUCAUUUGUUUUCAGUGUAACCAUUUAGAAUGUUUUAUUUGUGAAUAUAUUAUGUGGCAUUUUAUGUUAUAGUUAAUUGCUUUGGUUCCUGAAAUAUGGUGUAAAACCCAUUGAAGCGAAACAAAUAAAACAUUACAAAGA
This is a messenger RNA of Brienomyrus brachyistius, 5156 nucleotides long. Its product is annotated as muscleblind-like protein 2a. Gene Ontology annotation, molecular function: metal ion binding. Lineage: Eukaryota; Metazoa; Chordata; Actinopteri; Osteoglossiformes; Mormyridae. The transcript has 10 exons. The coding region runs from base 665 to 1813 and encodes 382 amino acids. The record is from RefSeq and is a predicted model, not a curated record.